AGCAACCGUAACUACAGCCCCAGGCCCACUACCGCAGGCGGAACAUCCUGUUUACAUGAUCCCAGCACCGGGACAGGUUCCGGCCACCGUAUACCACGCACCUUCACCAGUUCCAGUUCCAACUCCAGCACCUGCACCAGCAGCACCACAAAUGGUUCGACAGGUAACUGGACAAGCCGGUCAAGGCUACUACACCAACAUACAGAGAAUGCCACAUGAAGUCUACCGGGAGCAACCUGUUUACAACAUGGUGGCGCAACCUCCGCCGACUCAACACCAGCCUAUAUCAGCCAUGCCGCAUCCGCAGCAGGUUAUGAGGCCGCCUAGCCGAGGGGUAUCAGAUAGUGCAUACGCCCAGAUGGCAGCGUACGACGGGCAGGUUUAUUAUACUGCGCCGGGUGGUGUUGGUGUGCCACCUCAGUAUCAAGGCUUUGGCGUGGCGGUUACUGGUGAAAUGAAAGGGGGUGUCGAGGGUAAAGUGGUAAAUAAAGUCUCACAAGGUUCAGUUAAUUAAUUAUUAAAGAAAUUGUGAUGUAUCGAGUAAGUAUAGUUUUGAAAUUUUG
This is a messenger RNA of Durio zibethinus, 563 nucleotides long. The record is from RefSeq and is a predicted model, not a curated record. NCBI's taxonomy places the organism in Eukaryota, Viridiplantae, Streptophyta, Magnoliopsida, Malvales, Malvaceae.